Molecule: messenger RNA, 4349 nt
Organism: Pieris rapae (cabbage white)
Lineage: Eukaryota; Metazoa; Arthropoda; Insecta; Lepidoptera; Pieridae
Gene: snz
Product: sorting nexin-25
Exons: 15
Coding region: 228-3236 (1002 amino acids)
Cellular component (GO): intracellular membrane-bounded organelle
Molecular function (GO): phosphatidylinositol binding
Source: RefSeq, a predicted model, not a curated record
UUGACUUUAACUUCUGUCGUAAUUUAAAAAUUAUGAUAAUUGUUUUAAAUUCAAUAAAUCAUCAUGAAAGUUGAUAAAUUCCGCUGAUUUAAAUGUUUACUGAGAUAAAUUUACACUUCACUAGCUGACUUAUAUAAAAACAAUAACAAUAUGAAUCUUUGACUUUAAAAAGAAAUGAACAGAAUUUAAAGCGCUCACAUAUUGUAUCUAAAGCCAAGCAAAUAAUAAUGUCUCAGGGAAGAUUUUAUGUUGUGUUUCUCUUAUGCAUCUUACUGUUUUGGUGCUUUCCUUUAAUAUGGAAUUUCACAUAUUUUAUUUUAUUUAGUACCACACUUAUUGUGACUAUUUUUACGUUUACUUUUUUUGGACAUAUUUCACUGUCGUCACCUCACCAAACAUCGCUAUUUUUAUUUAAUAGUUUAGAAAAAAAAUCUCGUGUAUUAGAAAGUGCAUUAAAAGAUGAAAAAAAUGCUUGGAGUUUUAACAAUAAAAAGCCACAUUUACCAAUUAUAUUUGGACGUACAGUGGAUAGUCAGCUGCAACAGUUACUUGACUAUUUUUUAAGAGAUUUUGUUACUCAAUGGAUAAAGGAGCUGACUCAUAAGCCGGAACCAAUAAUUGAAAAGUUUAAGGAGCAUCUUUGGGGUGCUAUUCAAAAUAUAUAUGACAGAUUGUUAAGAAUAGAUGCUGAGAAAUUGUUAGCCAAUGACAUGGUCACAAAAGUAACACAACACUUUGAGAGAAUAAGGAUUUCUACAAGUUGUGCAAUAGAACUUAAUCAACCUCCAGUGUUUGCUUUAAUGCCACAUUUGAUGUCUUUGGAUACAGAAUUACACUAUUUACGACAGAUCAGUGAAAUGUUGAUUAUAUAUUUGAUGCCACGCUGUUACUCUUUGACACCAGGUUCACAUCUACUCCGAGAAGUACUGGCUUGUAAAAUUCUGCAACCAGCUAUCGACAUUGUCACUGACCCAGAUUAUAUAAACCAAAAGAUAAUACAAUAUCUGGAGGCUCAAAAAGAAGUGGAUGCAAUGCAUGUGAGGACCCACGAAUAUGCUAAGACAUUUGAGGAUUAUAUUCGCCUAAUAAAUAGCUGUAAUAAUGUAGACACACUCAAGCGCUUACGAUAUGACAUAGUGACUCAAAUUAUGCAAGCGACCACAUUGCAAAAUAUCAAGCGGGCAAAAGGCGUAGAUAUCGAGGUGAUCGAGAAGAGUGGCAACUUGAACAAUGUCAGUCGACAGCAAGUGGCAGAUGCAAGGAAGCUAAAGAGAUACAUAGAUCAGUUAUGUAUCGCAAAGGCCGACUGCGAAGCCGCUCUGAGAAGGCACGGGUGGGAUGGAGCCUUGCCUGUACUCGAGUCUGACGUCAACACAAUGCCGUUGCAUAAGAUCAUGGAGAGCGUCGCCGGAAGAAGGUAUCUGUCGAUGUUCUUAGAGACUCUGUGUUCCCAAGGUCUGGUGGGCUUUUGGUCUGCCGUCGAAGAGCUGCGGCACAGCCACAGGCAGAACUGGCACCAGCUGGGCGCCGAGAUCUUCUACACCUACAUCAGGUCGCCCACGGCCGAGAUCAAAGUCGAUAAGGAGACCAGAAAGAGGAUGGAAUCCUUCCUCCUCGGGGACACGGGACCGGAAGUGUUCUACGAGGUGCAGGACUCGGUGGUGGACACGAUUCAAGACAAGUACUACCACUCGUUCCUGCUCAGCGACCACUAUAGCGCUCUCCUCGCCGAGCUGGCCACGGAGGAGGACAAGGACUCGGGCGCGGUGGCCACCGGAGCCGAAGAGCGCGACGGAGGCGAAGGGCUCUCGCCGGGGGCCGCAGGGACAGAGGGAGGCGCGGGGGCCCAUCUCGCGGAGCACUCCACUUACGCCAGGAGGAAACUAGACCGGCUGCACGAGAGGCACAGCAACAAGACGCAAGCGCUGGCCGCGUUGCGCGCCUCGCUGAAGCCCGAGUCACCAGCCCUGACGAUGCUGGCCAACGAAGUGGAGAAGCUGGCCGGAGAGCAGAUGCGCCUCGAGGCCCACUUGGCUCGGACCGACACCUGGGCGGAGCAUCUGGGCAGCUGGAGGGCCACGGUGCACAGCGCUGAGUUGCUGGACGAGUCCAAGCCCCCGCAGUUCGUGGUGGUGGUGCACAUGGCGCAGAGCGAGGCCGAGGAGGAGAAGCCGCAGCACAUCUGCUCGGGGUGGGUGCUGCUGAAGACGCUCGCCGAGUUCCAGGAACUGCAUCGCAAGCUGAGGCCCAUGUGUUCGGAGCUUAAGAACCUCGAGUUGCCUUCGAAUUCCUUUAAAUUUAUUUUUGGGAAAAACGACAAAAACUCGCUGGAGAAAGCCAAACUUUUGAUACAAAAAUAUUUAGAGUUCAUCCUGGAAGACGAUAGAUUGAAUCAGUCCGAAGCCGUGUACAGCUUCCUCAACCCGAGCUCUGAGCACCUGAAGCGGGUCGACCUUCCCAAGAAAAACAAGUUCUCCUUCUCGACAUUAUUCAAAAGCAGCAGCGCCGAGGCGCCCAGUCGCUCCUCCUGCGAGAGGGAAGCGUUCCCGGCGUCGGCCGACGAGGAGGACAUCUCCUCGUACUUGGACGGGAACGGGGAGACUUCCCGGCACCAGACGAACGGAUCCGCGAGAGCGGGGCCGGGGGGCGAGGAGCGGGACGGCGUGGCCGAGCCCCUGUAUGCCCUGCUGAGCGAAGUGUUCGACGCGAGAGGAGUCUUCAAGUGGCUCCGGAAGACCCUCGUCUCCUUCGUGCAGAUCACCUACGGGCGGACCAUCAACAGGCAAAUCAAGGAGACGAUCUCGUGGUUGUUUUCGGAGCAAAUGCUGCACUACUACAUCAGCGCGGCGCUCAAGUCCUGGUGGCCGGGAGGCGAGCUCUCGGAGACCAGCACCAACAGGAAUGUCAUGGACAAAGGUAAACUUGGAGUACUAUUUAUUUGUCACUUUUAUCGCUUUUGCGGUUUUUUGAAUGGCGUUUCGCGACCCCGCACAGAGCACAGCCGCACCGUGGCCCUGCAGCUGCUGAGCGAGAGCGUCGUGAGCGGGCUCUCCUCUCUCGUGGGCGCCCACGCGGCGGCCAGGGGAGCCCAUCGCCUCUUCUUGGUGUUGCAGGAUGCCACGCACAACAGGCAGCUCUUUUACGAGCUCUUCGAGCUGGGGCUUCUCGAGGUGUUCCCCGAGCUGAAGCGUUACCACACUACCUCCUCGGUCGAAGCCAAAGCGUUCCGACAAUAAACGAAGAACGACAAUGAGUGAAGGCGAGCCGAAAUCAUUUGCGUCAUCACGAUCACGAUCGAUCUCAUCUCGUGGCUUCGAACAUUUUAUGUUAAUUUUAUAUAGUUUUUUUUUUCGAAACAUUCCAUAGAUGUAGUGGGAGAUAGAGGCUGUAGUCUGUAUAUCUCUUGAUGUAGCCUCAUCACUAUACGAGUGAUAUACGUUAGAUCUGUAUGUACUAGUUUCUCAUUGAUUUGUAAUUCAACCCUCGACGUGUACCUACCUGACUGUUAUUUUAUAUUUAUUGUAAGCAUUAAGACGAUGCAAAAUUCGGGAUCAAGUUUGUUUUCUUUGUAGUGCAAACGUUCGUGGAUUUGCACUAGACUUGCUAUAUUUUUGUAUGACGACUGUUUAUUUUACUACAUGUAUUCUUGUAUACUAUUGUAAAUAAUCGUAUUAUGUAUACCUCAUUACUUUAAGGUGGUAAAUGGCCUAGUCGACAAUAUUUUCCACUAUUUAUUUUGAAAAUGUAAAUCAUUUUUGUUUUAUCUCGUGUGACGAGUCGUGGCCUCCGAAACGAGUGACUGUGAAAAAAGGACGUUUAAAACUGAUUUAGUUUUUAUGAAUAAGAUCUGAGUAUUUAAACGAGAUUUUAUAGGUAUUUUUUUAAAUAUCAACUUAGACAGUCUUUACUAAUAUUUGAAAGCGUCCAGUCUAAUAAUUCACGUUUGGCAGACAUGUUUUAUGAAAAGGUUAUGGUAAUGUUGAUUAAAUUAUUAAUUUUGACAAAUAAAAUGACGCAGUGUCAGCCGUGUCACUUGAAGGCCUCGCUAUAAAUAUAGAAGCACAAUGCUAUUUGUAAUGUACGUUAAGUGUUUAUACAGGGUUGGCACGAGAGUCUUCGAGUCGAAGGUGCUUUUGUUUAGAGAAGAACUAAAAAGUAAUAUAUUGAGAACAUUCGCGAAAGUCUUCGGGAUCUCGACGACUCUAGUACUCACCCUAAUGCUUUAAGUAAUUACUAAAUUUGGACGACCUGGGGCUAUAUUAACCGUUGAAGUUAUUUAGGUGUAUGAGACAUGUUCAUUGUCCGUGUCUGUCUGUAACAUAGAAUGUUCAAUAAAAAUGUCUUGAAAA